AUGACACUUGCUGAUACUACUCAGUAUCAAAGGUUUGUAGGAAGCCUGUUAUAUCUCAAUGUGACCAGAAUUGAUAUUGCAUAUGUAGUGGAAAUAUUAAGCCAAUUUAUACAUAAUCCCGAGCAAUCUUGUAUGAAUGCAGCUUUGAGGGUGGUGAAGUACAUCAAAAAUGCACCAGGUCUUGAUCUGUUAAUGCCUUUAGAUGGCUUAGGAAAGUUUGAAUCAUAUUGUGACUCUGACUGGGGUGGCUGCCUGCAGACCAGAAGGUCAACCACAGGAUACCUAGUUAAAUUUAGCAAUGCUAUUAUGUCGUGGAAGUCUAAGAAGUAG
This is a messenger RNA of Solanum dulcamara, 330 nucleotides long. RefSeq lists its product as uncharacterized. The transcript has a single exon. The record is from RefSeq and is a predicted model, not a curated record. NCBI's taxonomy places the organism in Eukaryota, Viridiplantae, Streptophyta, Magnoliopsida, Solanales, Solanaceae. The coding region runs from base 1 to 330 and encodes 109 amino acids.